AAUCUCUCUGAUGAGUUUAGUUCAGCUUCUUCAAGCUCAGACAUGAGCCGGAGGUCUAGUUUGGAGCCUAGGGGACACAUACAAGUUUGCCUGCGCAUUAAGCCCUUUACAGCACUGGAAAGAGCAAAUGGAUUGCAGGGGUGUGUUUCACUUGAGGACUCAACAAGCGUUAUACUGAAACCCCCUAAGAGCUCCUUGAGUCGACUGAUUGAAAAAACUGCAGGACAGACGAUACAGAAGUUCACCUUUUCACGAGUGUUUGGACCUGAAGCAACUCAAGAAGAAUUCUUUGAAGGUACUAUGAAGCAGCCAGUGCAAGACUUCCUAGAAGGAUGCAAUCGUCUUGUUUUUACCUAUGGCAUUACAAAUGCUGGGAAAACCUACACAUUCCAAGGGACAGAAGAUGAUGUUGGUAUUUUGCCAAGGACAAUGGAUAUGUUGUUUAAAACCAUUGGAGGAAGGCUAUACACAAAAAUGGAUCUGAAACCUAUUCGGUGGCGAGAUUACAUAAAACUGACUAAAGACCAAGUGAGAGAAGAAACUGCUCUUAAAAAUUCAUUGCUUCGUCUGACAAAAGAGGUAGGAGACUACUUCACAAAGAAACGAUGAGUACAUGCAUCGUGA
This is a messenger RNA of Meleagris gallopavo (turkey), 624 nucleotides long. The record is from RefSeq and is a predicted model, not a curated record. NCBI's taxonomy places the organism in Eukaryota, Metazoa, Chordata, Aves, Galliformes, Phasianidae.